This is a messenger RNA of Pseudozyma hubeiensis SY62, 2328 nucleotides long. RefSeq lists its product as hypothetical. The coding region runs from base 1 to 2328 and encodes 775 amino acids. The record is from RefSeq and is a predicted model, not a curated record. Lineage: Eukaryota; Fungi; Basidiomycota; Ustilaginomycetes; Ustilaginales; Ustilaginaceae. The transcript is spliced from 2 exons.
AUGUCUGGCAUGCCUGCUCGGACCUUUCGCGAGGCCAGUCGACCACACCAAGAAGUCGCGGAGCAAGCCUCCAACGCAAAGCCUAGAACCCAGCGGGAAAGCCCCUCAGCGACCUCUUUGACACGGAUGACUGCCACUGGUCCCUUGUCGCCGAAUUCCGUCCACAAAAGGUCACGAGACUCUCCUCAAGUGCACAUCAGCUCCUUUCCUCGCCAAGAUUCUGCUGAGGAGGACGAAUUGAGUGAUGACCCACCAUCGCACCAAGUGCGUGAUCGCAGCUCUCGGUCACACCGCACGCCUUCCACCAAACGUAAACACGGCAACAUAUCCACCCAGGCUUCAAGUCCGAAGCGCUCCAGAAACUUCAUCGCUGACGGUCUUGCAGAUCAAAAGACUGCUGAGGCUCCACAUGUGGCAGAUCCGUCGAGCCGUGGCUCGUCUCCACAGGAACCCAUUUCUGCCAAGUCCGACAAUCGUCAAGAAAGUCUAGAGCAUGAUCGUCCAUCGGCACGCUUGAUGUCAGCAUAUGAGGUCGACACAUUCCUCGAUCUCAUCUGCAAGCAUCAUCCGGAACCGUUGACGCCCGAGACUAUGCGGCAGAGCGUUGAUGCGUUGUAUUCCGAUUGGGAGCAAUUCUGCUCUCGUCGUCAAGCUCCUCUCCGUUUUGCUAAGAAGCCGCUCAUGGACGAGUAUGCCAAGAUCUUCAAUGGUAUAUAUGGUACCGAUGCCCAAGAUAAAGCACAGUCGAUUGCUCAAGAGCUCUCACAAAGGUCAUCGGGUAUACUAGCUGGCAAACACGCGGCAGACAAUGAUCGAGAUCAGCGCCUAGACAGCGGCAGCCGACACAGCGGAGCCUUUUCUAACACCGAUCGCGAGACGGACGAUGAGGGUGGCGUAAACGAAAAUGAUGACGACGAUGAUGACGACAACAACGACGAUGACGAUGACGAUGACGAUGAGGUCGAUCCUAACGAUGUCAUGACGGCUGCCGACGCUGGCGCAUCCGACGGGCCACUACUCGAUUCGAAGACGAAGGAGGAGAAGGGCCGAGAUGCAUCGAAAGAACAACGAACGGGGACAGGCUCGUCAACGAAAAAGUCCAACAUCGCUCGAGUCGGACGCAAUGGUCUGGCCGUCCUUCCUCCAGGUCUUUUCGACAUUUUGCGCACACACCUCCGCGACGACAUUCUGUCGAGCAUCAUGCCAUCGGUGCGCAACGACCUUACCGAACAGACCCGCGAGCUCUUUCUGCAGAAUCAGGAUCUCUUCGGGCGAAUCAAGGAGAUGGAGGAUCGUAUACGCAAUCAGGAUCUCUGGAUAAGGCACCUGCUUGCUCGCGAUCCAUGGGAAAUGGCGACGCCCUCAGUAGGACCGCACGUGAGCGCUACGGGAAUGGCAAGCGCCGAAGCAAAGCCGAUGCCAUUUGCUGCUUCCGCGAGAGAUUCGGUCAAGAUCGGCAGACCUACCCGGCAAGAGCCUCUGCCUCAGGAAGGCGGUCCGGGAUCUGCGGCUCCGCCAACAGACUACUUCGGGGGACCCUUUCCAAGAUCUCCUCGACAAGAUGUGCGCAACGAUCCCCGACGCUUCCAGCAGCCGCAGCAAGGCUCAUUCGAAGGACGCGCACCAGCAGCUGCACCGACACAGAGCGUUGUCGCUGGACCAUUUGGAUCAGGUCGAUGGGAGCCGGAAGCGCUCCCUUCCCGUGUCUACCAAGAUCGUCUGCCGCCCACCGAUCAACGACAACCGUAUGCAAAUGAAGCCCCUUUUCGCAGGCAAGGGUCGUGGCACAGUGACGUUCAGCCUGGUCGAGACCUUCGUCAGCAUCCAAACGAGUGGCAUGACCAGUCAGAAGGACGUUACGAGCUGCCACCUCAAGGACCGCAUUUCCGCCAGCAGCGACUCUCGUCUGGCGAUUCCCGAAAAUUGAGCGCCUUAGGGGCCGGCAACGCAGCUGUCCCACGCGGAGCACAUGCAAGACCCUACCCUUCGGACGGAUCGCCGCCGCCACCUUUGAGCACAACGCAUGACGAAUUCAGACGUCCUGGACCUCCGAUGCUUCCGCGGGAGUCUGCCAUGUCACCGAGACAGCCAGAGUACGAGAGCCGACGCAUGCAGCCGAGUAGGCCAGUCCACCGUUCGGAAGCUUACCUUAGUAGCGGGGAGGCACUCAACGCAUCUUUGCCACCACGGACCAUGGCAGCUGGCUCGCCCGAGCAAAUGCAAAGGAACAAGAGAGGCCGACCCAGCAAAGCCGAGAUGGCCAACAGCGGUGUAUCGUUCGGCACGGGUUCGCAUGCUUCGGCGCCAUCCAGGUCGUACUUGUCCUGA